AUGGAGAAAACCCAUGACGCCUGGACCUGGUUCCUUUCCAUGGUUGAAAGAAUUAUUGUUGACUCUAGCACACUUACAAUCAUCUCUGACCGCCAUGUCUCCAUUGUCUCAGACAUAAGUCAGACAUUCCCCAAGGCACAUCACGGAGCCUGCAUUGUUCACCUUAUGAGAAAGGUUGUCUCCCGCUACAAAAGCAAGGGCCUUGCUAAGUUGGUUUGUGAGGCUGCUUUCCAGUUCCGCCGUGCUGAUUUUGAUGCAAAGUUUGACAAGAUCAAGAUGGCCAAUCCAGCCUGCUUCAAAUACCUGGAAGACAUUCACACUUCUAAAUGGUCUCGCACUUACUUCCUUGGCAACAGGUACAAUCUCAUGACCAGCAACAUUGCAGAGCAGCUGAACAAUGCAAUCUCAAAAUCCAGAGCUUCCCCCAUUGUUGAGAUGUUCAUGUUCAUACAGCGAAUGCUUACCCGCUGGUUUUCAGCUAUGAGGACUAAAUCAUCAAAACAUAGGGGAUUUUACAUACCAGAGGUUGAUAAGGUCAUUCAGACCCACAUCAAACUUACUAAAGGCAGCAAAAUCUCCCCAUCUAAGGAAUGGAGCUUUUCUAUAAGGGGGCUCUUUGGCCAUGGCAACACUGUUCACCUGGAUACUAAGACUCAACACUGGAUAGACACAUAUGCAGGUGUGAUUUACCCUGAGACAGACAUUGGUGAAUUCUCCAUCCCUCCUGCUCUUCCUGAUCUUCCUAUUGGCCCUCUGAGGACUCGCCGUCCUUCUGGCCGUCCAAAGGAAUCACGGAUCCCGUCAACAGGAGAGAUACCGCCUGUCAAAAAAACCAAGACUGUUCCCAACAAGUGCAGCCGCUGCGGUGGUACUUGGCACAAUCAGACUCGCUGUGUCUGCCCUAUCUGA
Molecule: messenger RNA, 909 nt
Organism: Raphanus sativus (radish)
Lineage: Eukaryota; Viridiplantae; Streptophyta; Magnoliopsida; Brassicales; Brassicaceae
Exons: 3
Coding region: 1-909 (302 amino acids)
Source: RefSeq, a predicted model, not a curated record